Messenger RNA from Aegilops tauschii subsp. strangulata, 1639 nucleotides. RefSeq names its product putative F-box/kelch-repeat protein At1g15680. The record is from RefSeq and is a predicted model, not a curated record. NCBI's taxonomy places the organism in Eukaryota, Viridiplantae, Streptophyta, Magnoliopsida, Poales, Poaceae. Gene Ontology annotation, molecular function: protein binding.
AGUCUCUUCAGCGUCACUUUGGACCUGGGCUUGACUGAGUGCACACCCUGCACGACCUGUGAGCGAGAUGACGACGACCAGCUUCCUCCCCCGCUCCGCGGCAGCGCCGCCGCUGGACGACGACGACCUGCUCUCCGAGAUCCUCCUCCGCCUCCCCCCGCAGCCGUCCUCCCUCCCGCGCGCCUCCCUCGUCUGCAGGCGCUGGCGCAGCCUCCUCUCCGACCCCGCCUUCCGCCGCCGCUUCCGCAUCCACCACCGCCGCAGCCCUCCGCUCCUCGGCUUCAUCGACGCGAACCAGGGCAUCACCUUCCAGCCAGCCCUGGACGCCCCCGACCGCCUCCCCCGCGGCCACUUCUCCCUCAACCUCGACGACCGCUACAUGACCCUCGGAUGGCGCCACGGCCUCGCGCUCUUCUUCCUCCCGAUCCCGCUCCAGGUCGUCGUGUGGGACCCCGUCGCCGGCGUCCAGCACCGCCUGGCUGUACCCCCGGGGUUCGGGUUCCACCCGUUGGAGAACCCGAUCAACGGGACGGUGCUCCCCGCCGCCGGAGACAUCGACCACUUCCAGGUGGUCUUGGUAAGCAGCGACGGGAAGCAACCUAGAAGGGCGCUCGCCCGCGUUUACUCGUCGGAGACCGGCGUAUGGGGUGAUUCCAUCUCGUGCCCGGUUCCAUUGGUGUCUAUGGUUCAUAUAGGCGAGCCCGCUGUACUGGCGGGGAAUUGCAUUUAUUGGUUGGUUUCAGCAUCGAAUAUCCUCGAGUUUGAUUUGGAGAGGCAGACCCUAGCUGUGACAUUGUUGCCAGCGCAGGUGCUCACCAGCCGCAAUCGCCAUGUCUCGGUUAUUCGGGUGGAGGGUGGUGAGAUGGGUCUCCUCGUCGUGUCAGGCUUCAUCGCCCAAUUAUGGAAGAGGGAAACAGACUCGCAUGGCGAUGUUUCUUGGAGCAUUGGAAGAACUAUUGAACUGGACAAGUUACUUCCCCGAAAUUCAGAGAAAGAGCCACCAAAUAUGAUAGGUUAUGCGGAGGAAAAUAAUGUGGCGUUCUUCUGGACAGUUGGUGGUGUCUUCAUGGUCCACCUUGAGUCAUUGCAGCUCAAGAAACUUCCUGUCACCGGCAUCGCUUAUCGUUACUAUCCAUUCGAAAUUGUCUAUACUCCAGGCAUUGGUGGUGGACACGAGGGAGUGGAAGUUGUGAGGCAUUUGUGGUGGACACGGUGGAGACAAUACAUAAGACAAUUAUUCAGUUAGAUAUGAUAUUGUGAUGUACUGGUCGAGCAGGCAUUGGUGGUGGACACGAGGGAGCAGAGGUUGUGAGGCAUUUGUGGUGGACACGGUGGAGACGAUACAUAAGACAAUUAUUCAGUUAGAUAUGAUAUUGUGAUGUACUGGUUGAGCAGGCAAGCUUAUCUUCCGCAUGCAAGUUGAGGUCAGCGGCAUGAGGCUUGGUGCGUGUUAUAGCCACUUUGUACUUGUUAAAAGCUCAUUUGUAUGUGUAUAUUACCGCUUUGCUGGUAUUAGUAUAUAAGUAUUGUUGUACCUAUGAAAGUGAUAGGUGUAUUACACAAACAUGUGUGUUCUUAUGCCAGUGCUCGUCAUAUUUUUUUCUUAUAUAUAUAUCAGUAUAUAUAAGGCUUGGUUGAA